Molecule: messenger RNA, 970 nt
Organism: Prosopis cineraria
Lineage: Eukaryota; Viridiplantae; Streptophyta; Magnoliopsida; Fabales; Fabaceae
Exons: 1
Coding region: 94-804 (236 amino acids)
Source: RefSeq, a predicted model, not a curated record
AUGUCAUGGUUGAACAUGCUGACCUUGUUCAUUAUUAUGUUUAAAGAUGAGAGAGUAGAACCCAUUCUUCCAACAAUAUUUGGCUUCUGAGCGAUGGAGAAACAGCACAAGCUGAAGAACAAGAUCUUGAAGAUACUGCCAAAAGCAGUCCCGUUUCAAAACCCUCCUUUCAGUCCAGGCAGGGAUCACACCAGAAGACCUAAGAAUGCAUCCAGGUGGUUUAAAGCAUCGAUGAUUCCGGAUGAAGCUAGAACUAAACCCAAGGAUGAUGGAGGGGGCAAUAUUGAUUCUAGAGACCCCACUUCUCCUAAAGUGUCGUGCAUGGGACAGAUCAAGCACAUGAAGAAACAGGUCAAGAAAGCCAAGGCCAAGAGUAUGUCGCUGCCUAAUGACGUCGGAGAGGUCAAGGAGGAUUCGUCCGUUUUCCGAAGGAUAUUCCACGGAGCUAAACCUCCUGCUGCGGAUCAUGGUAUGGAGGAUGCAGUUGCGGGAAGAGCACCGGUUCUGGGUGCGAUGAAGCGUUUUGCGAGUGGGCGGAAUGCUUUCACCGACUUUGAUUGGAAGGCUCGUGCGCCGGCAGAUAUGGACCACGACGGUUAUUUUUCUGAUCAAGACAGAGAAGAGAGUGACGCAGAAGAAGAAGAAGAGGUCAUAAUUCCUUUCUCUGCACCUAUUCUGGUAGGUGGUGGUUGUUACGCUGGAGGAGUGCCUUUACAGCCAAGGAAGGAAAUUAAUCUGUGGAAAAGGAGGACGAUGGCACCGCCGAGGCCUCUUCAAUUGAAACCGGUUCUCCGAUCAAAGUGAUUUUUGCAACCAAAAAAAAAAAAUUUACAAAUGUAAGUUUGUGUAUGUGCACCUUAUAAUUUCUUCUGAUCUUUUUAUUACGCUUUUUUGGGGCUUCAUGUGGCUGUAAAUAUAUUCUAUGUGAUGUAAAUUUUUCCCCGAGUGACCGGUGGCCGUGUAUUACCUA